AUGGACGGUGCGCAACGAUUAAUCGGCGGUCCCGUCGACGAGGACGGCGAGGUGCGGUGGGCGGCGGGGCCGAGCCGGCGCUACGGCGCCCUCAGGGUCGCGGGCGCCGUGGCCUGCGCCGUCGCCGCCGCCGGGGCGCUCUCCGGCCGGAGCGCGGACCUGCCCAUGGCCGUGAAGUCGCUGCUCUACGGGCGGACGCACGACGUCGAGCGUUUGGUCUCCGUGUACAAGCGGACGUACUUCAGCACGGACCCGUUCCACGACGGCGAGUUCCUCCAGAACAUCCUGGGCAUGAACGUCAUCACGUCGCAGCUCGUGAGCCGGCCCGCGGUCAACGGGUCCUCGGGCGACGGCACGAGCACGUGCGCAAAGCGCGAGGUGCUGACGACGCUCGACAACUUCCAGCUCCACUUCUUCCACAGCUUCAUGUACCCGGGCCACGAGAGCAGCAACCGCUGGGUCCAGGCCUGGAGCGAGGAGCACGAGAACCUGUCGAAGGAGCGCUGGGACGUCUUCUCCGCGCCGUCGCUGACCUUGUACAGCCCGUGGCUCACGCCGUUCAUCCGCCGCGUGGAGCGCGAGGGCAUCUCCCACCUGCGCUACUACCAGGAGCACGAGACGGGGUCGACGCUCUACAGUUUGCUCAUCAACAUCCCCUACAGCGGGCUGACCAUCGAGGUCGUCUCCGACGAGGACCUGGUAACUUCCAAAACCGUGGACCACAACACGUUCGAGGCCAUGAUCGAGCGCAUGUGCCCCUAUUCUUUGAUGGUGCACCAGGACCCGCGGACCCUGCGGAAGGUCCACGAGAAGCUGGGGGGGUUGAGCGCGAACUCGCACGGGUUGCCGGACCUGCUGAUGGUUUCCAUGGCCUUCCCGACGACGGUGCCCGCGCGCUUCGCGCACUUCUUCGAGUCCGUGCUCGGCACGCUGGGCAUCUUCCCCGUGGGCGAGCAGUUCGAGAGCGCGACGUGCAAGACCUGGGAGGUGGAGCUCGCGUCGACGAUGAAGCUCAACGGCUCGCUCGUCGUCAAUCCCGUGUACAUGAAGGCCGUCGCGAACCUCGGCGCUCGGCCCGGCCCGGGCAACUACACGCUGACGAAUCUGGAGCACGAGGUCAACGGGACGCACCACAAGUACAUGGACUCGCCGAAUUCCGGCUGGGACUCGUGGAUCGACAUGCAUCCCGGGUUGCACGUGAACACGCUCCUCGACGGCGCGCCCGAGGCCAUGCGCAAGAACGGCUUCCAGUACACGAUGCACCCGUCCUGCGUCGGCUGCAACGCGGGCUCCAUGUGGUCCUCCGGCAUCACGCCCUGGUCCAUGGAGAUCCAGGGCGCCUUCUCGAAGGACGACGAGAUCCGCAAGCAGAGCCUCAUCGACUACUGCUCGCCGACGUCCAACGGCGACACGCGGAUCAACAUCAACGAGAUCCGCGACGGCCUCGUCGGCUAG
Aureococcus anophagefferens is the source of this 1455-nucleotide messenger RNA. RefSeq lists its product as hypothetical. The transcript has a single exon. Lineage: Eukaryota; Pelagophyceae; Pelagomonadales; Pelagomonadaceae. The record is from RefSeq and is a predicted model, not a curated record. Bases 1 to 1455 code for a protein of 484 amino acids.